Molecule: messenger RNA, 1999 nt
Organism: Gekko japonicus
Lineage: Eukaryota; Metazoa; Chordata; Lepidosauria; Squamata; Gekkonidae
Exons: 14
Coding region: 1-1959 (652 amino acids)
Biological process (GO): telomere capping; telomere maintenance via telomerase
Cellular component (GO): shelterin complex; telomerase holoenzyme complex; chromosome, telomeric region
Molecular function (GO): telomeric repeat DNA binding
Source: RefSeq, a predicted model, not a curated record
AUGAAUCCGGGGCGGUCUCGAUAUCGUUUGCGGGAGCGGAGGCCGCGGGGAUUGUGUCGCGAUGCUUCGAGCCCGGAAUCAGACAGCGAGAACAGCCUGUUGGACAGAAUCAGGCCCUCCUAUAUGAAGCCUUGGAUUGUGGAUCUUCUGUUGGAGUACAGUGGGUCAGAAGACAAGCUAGAAGCACAAUUUGGGCACGUCUUAAAGGUUUUGAAUGAGGCAAGCCCUCACCGUCAAGAUGGGCAGGACUCCACAGCUGUUGUGUACAUUGCGGAUGGGCGUCACUACAUCCACACGGUUGUUCCAGCUACGGCCAUUGAGACGGCAAAAGGCUUUUCUCCACAGUCUGGGUUUUCCAGUAUUCUUGGCCAGUUCAUUGUCCUCCAGAAUUUUAGGGUGUGCGUUAAAGAGGCAGCCAAAGCGGAGAACAGUGGAUUCUACUUCAAACUUGAUUGCUUCAGUGUCACAAACAUGAAUAGAUGUGCAACAAGGCAGCAGGACUGCAAUCGGGAGCCAUCAGUGCUGCAAAAGAUAAAGGAGCUGUGGCUGAGAGGCCUUGCUCUGCAGCCUUUGCCUAGCUCAGAGCCAUCAUCUGUUUCUGAAGUACUGGGAGAAAUUAAGCAGGAUAAGCUCAGCACCUUAAAACAAAAUGUUGAGGAUUGCUUCAGUCCAUUGGACCCCAGCAAUCGGUUGAAUUCUGAGGAACUAGCUGUAUAUCCUGACACCAAAUGGCAGGCGGAACGCAAGCAAGACAAGAUGCAUUGCCGGGACAUCUUUACAGUCCCUGCCAAGCUCUUGGUGAUUGGUGCAGAAGAGGAGGCAGCACUUUCCAGGUCCUACCCACCAAAGUCUACUCAUGUUGCUUCUGAUAGUGAAAGCAGUUCAGAGGAGGAUCACAGCACUGUAUCAUUUGUCAGUGCAGAAGCUGAGACUGUUGAUGGCUCCUUGGAAAACCCUUGGGACGUAUUUCCAGGGAUGACUUUGACCUUCUCCAAGGGAAUGUCAGACACGCAGUCCAGCCUUCCCAAUGCACAACAGAUGCUCCUGGGUAGUACUGCCGAGGUAGAGGAGGCCGCAGGCUCCAGCAGCUGCACUCCGGAUGGCCUGCAGUCUUGUGAUCCUGAGCCGCACUGUAGUUCUGCUCAGGUUAAGCCAGCGAAGGUCACCUCCCCGUCGCUGCUUCCUCCUCACAAAGGUGCCAAUCAGGAAUCUAGAUCCAAAGCUCGGAACAGUGCUCGUAAUACCAGCAUAACACCAGAUACUGAUGAGAGCAUUCCCCUUGGCCAGCCACUGAACAACUCACAUUCCCAUGCCAGUGUGCAUGGCCUUUCUCCUGAGUGCCCCACCAUUAGGAAUACCUUCCUUCCUAAGACUUCGUCUGGAGCUACGGAAGAAAAUCGUCCAGUGCAUUUACAAAGGGAGACGGUGGUGUUGAGAGGAGCUGGAGGAAAAUACCCAGAGCCCUGCAGGAAAUGUGGGGCAGCUAAAAGAAAACAGCUGGUGCCAGAUGAGGAGUCUAUUGAAACUUCCUCCAGGUUGCUUCGCAGCAGCUGCAAAGCCCAAGACUUGACUCCUGCUACAGUCUUUCCAAAACCCAGUAGCUUAGAUAGGAAGCGAGUGGCUCAAAGGCAGCCUUUGAAAGUUGUUACGGAGCGCACGCCCAAGAAAAGCCGGAUCGAUGAAACCCAUGUCCAGCCGCGUCAGGCAUCUGCUGGGUCCACAUGUGCCAGGAGGCAGCUAGAAAAGCUGAAGGAGCAGACAGCCACUACGAGAAGACUAGCUGGUUCCCGUGGGGGCCAGCCCAGAGCUCAACAGCAGGAGCGUGUGAGAAGAGCCAUUUCUCAUCAUGUGUAUCAGCCAGCAACAGCUGAGCUCUGCUCCCAAGUACAUUCUACAAGGAUCUCGAGAGCACUACUCGGAUGGGCACGUUGGGUUUUCAGGAACAGGCAGAAGCUGUAGUCUUGAAUCAAGCUUCUUGGGCUGCUAGGGCUAGACGAAU